CAUUUACGGAAGAACAUUAAUUAAAAUUUGGCAAUUAUUGAAAAUAUUCAAAAUAUUAUUUUAAAUGUGACACCAUUUUGAUAUCAAAAAUUUUAAGAUGAAUCAGAUGUGUAAGGUUUGCGGGGAACCAGCCGCAGGUUUUCACUUCGGAGCUUUUACCUGUGAAGGAUGUAAAUCCUUUUUUGGCCGCACAUAUAACAACAUAUCUGCGAUAUCGGGUUGUAAGAAUAAUGGUGAUUGCAUUAUUAAUAAAAAAAAUAGAACAGCGUGUAAAGCAUGUCGAUUAAGGAAAUGUUUAUUGGUUGGAAUGUCUAAAAGCGGUUCAAGAUAUGGUCGUCGAUCAAAUUGGUUUAAAAUUCAUUGUCUUCUUCAAGAACAACAAUCACAUCAUCAACAGCAACAACAGCAUCAACAAAAUUUCGUUAAUAAUAAUAAUAAUAAUAAUGAUUCAACAAAUAAUAAUAGUACAAAAAAUGAUAAUAAAUCAUCCUCACCUCAACAAAUUACAUCAUCAAAUUUAGAACAAUUUAGUUUAGCACAUCAGCAUCUGCUUGCAAAACAAACAUAUCAAGAUAAAACAAAUCCAUCAAUUAAAUCAGUGGCAUUACAAAAUUCAAGUAUUUUAAUGAAUUCAUUUUUACCGUCAAAUCAUCAACAUCAUUCUCAAUAUCAUAUAUUAAAUGGAAAUAAUAAUAAAUUGAAUAACAGCAAUAAUAAUAAUAAUAACAAUACUAAUACACCACGAUAUCCUCAAUCAAAAUCUGAGCCAGUAAAUAGAAGUCGAUCACCUAGUGAUUCAGGUGCAUCAUCUGCCGAUCCAGAUGAAAAUUAUAGUAACAGUAAUAAAGAUUUACAAAUAAUUCAUUCAAAUGAUACAAUUGAUGAUAAUAAUGGAGAUGUUACGCCGAAUAUUGUAAGUGGCGAAGAUGACGGUGUUGGUAAUAUUAAUUGUCAUAGUGCUGAUAUUGUUAUUAGAAAUUGUAUUGGUAAUGAAAUUGAAGACUUUCCCCGUGAUAGUGACGAUCAUAGUAGUAAGAAAAAGAAUUCUCUAUUAAAUUCAUUUAACAUAAAUACACUUGUACGAAGCUCAUCAGAACCAUUAAAAAAUUUUUCUAUAUGUUCUGGUAGUGAUGGACAAGAUGAACCAAUUGAUUUAUCGGUUAAGAGCCCAAAUUGUAAAUCAGCAUCACCAAUAUUAAGAACUAUAGAAAUUGGAAAUAAACCAGCACCAUUAGAUCUCACAUUGGUUCGAUCUCAAUCAACAUCCGGCUAG
Messenger RNA from Condylostylus longicornis, 1273 nucleotides. Its product is annotated as protein embryonic gonad-like. Bases 98 to 1273 code for a protein of 391 amino acids. NCBI's taxonomy places the organism in Eukaryota, Metazoa, Arthropoda, Insecta, Diptera, Dolichopodidae. Gene Ontology annotation, molecular function: DNA-binding transcription factor activity; sequence-specific DNA binding; zinc ion binding. The transcript has 4 exons. Gene Ontology annotation, biological process: regulation of DNA-templated transcription. The record is from RefSeq and is a predicted model, not a curated record.